AUGUUCUCUUCAUUGUUUUUUAGAGACGUAGAACAAGGGGAACCGGAAGAACGGUAUGACUCACCACUACUACUUCCAGUGUCAACAGAUCAAGAGACAAUGCAUAGUAAUGGACAUAGAAAACACCACAACUUACCAAAACUCAAAGAGGACCUCCCACCACCGGCUACACCAGAUCCAACGCCAGUUCCUGAUACACCAGAAACUUGCACUAAAAACUGCAGAAGAAACGACAGGCGAUUGCGCAGGCUGAACACAGACCUUCUAGAAGCCAUAGAAUCUUACAAUGUCGAAGAAAUUGAAACAUUAUUGGAGGAAGGUGCAAAUCCAAACGCGACAUGUCGCCUAGAUAACGUGUCUUCUUGCCACCUAGCAGCGUUAACUGGUGGGGACGCUCUGUCUUUGUUACUAAAGUUUGGCGCUGACAAGAACCGCCUCGACAAAUUUGGAAGGACACCCAUACAUCUUGCUGCAUAUGCUGGAAACGCACGACAGAUGGCUAUGCUUUUGAAUUUUCCUGAAGACAUGCAAAAGCGCGUGGAUACAGAUGAUAUGUCAUCUGAAGCUGAAGAGGAUGUUAAGAAAAUGUGUCCUGUAACUAAAGAUAUGGUGAAUGUUAGGUGUGAUGUUGAAGAAGUGAAUACAGUGUUACCGAAGAAUUGGAAAGAUGACAUAGACCACAACUGCAUGGGCAUUAAAGGCAGUUUACCACAACUCCAGCCAGGUUGGACGCCACUGCACGUAGCAGUGUCAUGUGCAAGACGCCACUGUACAAGGUUGCUUUUAGCCGCAGGAGCCAAUCCUAAUAUUUGCGAUGUGUUUGGUCGAACUGCACUUGAUGUUGUUGGAUCAGCUCAUCACCAUGAUGAAGAGAUAAACUCGGCAAAUUUUACAGAAGUAAUCAAGAUGCUGAUAAAAGCUGGUGGAACUCAUAAUUCUAUGAAAGCACACGGUCUAAAUAACAUUGACACGCCACUGCACACUGCUGUUGAAUUGUGCAAUAUCGAUAGCAUUAAAGAACUGCUGGACAUUGGUGUGUCCAUAAAUUGUUUGAACUCAGCUGGACAAACGCCUUUACACCUUUCCGUGAAGAAGCGAUUGGAACAACCUCUACAGGUUCUAGCUAAUUAUCCUUAUGAUGAUGCAGACCAUCUUUCAGCUAUUGUUGAUGUAAAAGAUAGGGACGGACAUACAGUGCUGCAAGUUGCUGUAGAAGAGACUUGGGUAGCGGGUGUCUGUGUUGCUCUUGAAGCAGGCGCUGAUGUUACUUUAAAGGCAAAUGAUGGAGAAACUCCAAUACACUCAGCCGCUGCCUUGGGUAAUUUAGAUGUCCUAUUGGAAGUUCUAAGUGUAGCUAAACAACAGGGCAUUCUCGACAGUCAAAACGAUAAAGGCGAAACACCUCUGUUUCAAGCGAUCAUAAAUGGUCACCAUGAAUGUGUUAAGACUCUUCUCGAAGAAGGAGCAUCCAUUUACGUCAAACUACCUGGCAACGUUAACGUUUUACAUGCAGCAGCUGAACAUGGGCACAAAGAUAUUUUACAAACCUUAUUGGAGCACAAACAUUUUAAAGCAUUACAUUUAAUAAACGCUGUUACUACUGCUGAAAGAAAAGGUUUUGGUCCUAUUCAUUUUGCUGUAACGAGUAAUUGUAUAGACUGUGUUGAGCUAUUAUUGUCUAAUCAUGCUGAUGUUAAAUUAAGAACCACAAACACACCACAUCAUUCAUCGACAGCCUUACAUCUGGCUGCUGAGUACAACUUGGUAGAUAUAGCUAACUUCAUUAUAAAGUUUGACAAAACAACUCUUUAUGAUUAUAACGAUAAGGGCUGCUCUCCGCUGCAUGCGGCCAGUUAUCACGGUAGCAGAGAUGUUAUAUUGACUCUACUACAAAAUGGAGCAGAUUUAUCAUGUUACACAGAGAGCCCGAGAAAAAAUAAACGUACCGCUAUCGAAAUAAUUGUUAAUAAUUUGUCUAAGCCCACUGAGUUUAUGGAAGAUGUUUUUGACUCGUAUGUAUCUAGCAACUGCCAAACCUUUGAGGAUGCGAAUUGUGAGAUCACAGUUGAUUACAGGAUACUUAUGCCAACGGUGUGCGAAACAGAGCAAAUGAAAGUAAUAGAAGCACUUCUGAAAACCGGAAAUAGAUACGGGCAGAAGAGAUUACUUGUCCACCCAUUACUAGAAAGCUUUCUGUACUUAAAAUGGAAAGCGUUGUUGCCGUUUUUCUACACCAUAAUAGCGGUUUAUGGCCUUUUCGUUUCUUCUGUCACAAUUUUCAUAAUUUCAACAUUCUUCUAUAAGGAUACCGAAGAAAAUCCGCCAACUUGUCUCGGUCCUAAUAUUUGGAGUUACUUUAUAUACGCUACAGUAUUUUUAAUAAUUUUUCAAGAAAUACUCUAUAUGAAUGUUAAAAGUACAAGAUAUUUCUUUCAAAUGGAAACUUGGAUUAAGUUUGGUUCCGUCGUGUUUGCCACGAUACUUCCUAUUUCCGUUGAAUUAUCAACUGAAGCUGAGUGGUCCCGACAUAUAGCUACUUUGGCUUUACUUUUGUCGUGGAUAGAACUCAUGUUUCUCCUUUCAAGGUUUCCGAAUUGGGGUUAUUACGUUCUCAUGUUUGGGAAAGUCGCUUCAAAUGUUAUAAAAAUACUUUUAACAUUUGCCUUCUUAGUAAUUGGGUUUUCGUUGAGCUUUAUGAUACAAUUUCACUCAAAAAUUCCUUUUGAGAGUCCGUGGGCGUCAUUUGUAAAGACCAUGGUAAUGAUGACUUCGGAAUUUGACUAUGAAGCUCUCUUCGACAAGGAACACACACAAGAGCUUGCUACAUCAAUCGUGAUAAUACGGUUGAUUUUCUUAGUAUUCUUAAUUUUAGCAGCCAUUGUGUUAAUGAAUCUGAUGGUCGGUGUAGCAGUUAGUGACAUUAACGAUCUAGAAAUAUUAGGAAAUAUAGACAGACUCGCUAAACGUGUAGAAUUCCUUUCAACUUUAGACAACUUAGUUUACAAUAGAUUCUUCAGUUCUAUUUUACCAAAUAAACUAAAUGAACACAUUAAAAACAAACGAAAAGUUUCGAAUAAGAUUAUAUUAUGUCCGGGCAAGCCAAGAUGGAAGUAUUAUAAAUUAUUACCGACAUACAUAAGAGAUGCCAUUUUAACUAUUGCCCAAGAACAAAAAGAAAUGAAAGAGGAAGAAAUAGACAUGGAGGAAUUUAGAACGAAAAUAGAUGAGAUGCAUGAAGUCAUAACCAAACUAGGAAAAAAGAAAGAAACAAAAGUAGAUUUUGUUACAUUAGAGAAAAAGGUUACAAAAAAUAUUAAAUUUGAUGAGAUUCAAAAACGUUUCACCGAUAUAGACAAUGGUAUUGUUCAAGUCAAGGAACAAAUGAUUGAAAAUGUCGGACAAGCAAUUUGUCCUGUAGACAAAUUAAACGUUAAAGUUGAUCAGUUAUCCCUAGACGUAGAAGCGAUAAAAGAAAUGCUAGCUCGAUUAGAAAGGAAAUUAGGAACGCUAUAG
Molecule: messenger RNA, 3513 nt
Organism: Leptosia nina
Lineage: Eukaryota; Metazoa; Arthropoda; Insecta; Lepidoptera; Pieridae
Source: the annotation of a GenBank genome assembly